This is a messenger RNA of Octopus bimaculoides (California two-spot octopus), 518 nucleotides long. Its product is annotated as colorectal mutant cancer protein. NCBI's taxonomy places the organism in Eukaryota, Metazoa, Mollusca, Cephalopoda, Octopoda, Octopodidae. The record is from RefSeq and is a predicted model, not a curated record.
UGGCAACCAAUGAACAAUUCCCUGUGGCCAAGAUUGCUGAACUAAAGAAAUUAAAAACAUGUGCAACUGAUAAGCAGCAGCUACCAAAUGCCAAAGUGGCAGAGCACCUAGUGCAAAGUCUACAGGAAUGUUCCAGUAUGCAGGAAAUAGUGCAGACAGUCUACAAAUGUGGGAAUGAGAUCUCCGAAAGCAAGAUACGUGAAUUUGAGAUUGAAUUUGAACGCCUGAAUAGCAAAAUUGAUCACUGGAGAUCUCAGUAUGGACUGUUGGCAUUAAACCUGGAGGAAAGCAAGACCCUUACCGACCGACUAAGUGUGCUCAUUGGCAAGUAUGAAUCAAACAACACAGCACUCCAGCUGGCCAUCAACUACUCUGAUCAGGCAAUUGAGGCAUGUGAGGUGUUGUGUGCUGUUAUGGAGAGUGAACAUGGUUUCAAUCUGGCUAACUUUCACGCCAGUGGUCUUAGUGGUUUUGGUAAGUUUUGUUCUGUUGAUUCUGCUAUUGUGGCUGUUGUUUAA